This is a messenger RNA of Gadus chalcogrammus (walleye pollock), 2449 nucleotides long. RefSeq names its product cationic amino acid transporter 2-like. Lineage: Eukaryota; Metazoa; Chordata; Actinopteri; Gadiformes; Gadidae. Gene Ontology annotation, molecular function: amino acid transmembrane transporter activity. Gene Ontology annotation, cellular component: plasma membrane. The record is from RefSeq and is a predicted model, not a curated record. The transcript has 12 exons. Bases 127 to 1989 code for a protein of 620 amino acids. Gene Ontology annotation, biological process: amino acid transport; transmembrane transport.
CUUCCGAGUGCACCUUCGUGGCAGCAGGUGAACCAGAAAGGACCAACGCGGCCCUCCCACCUCAAGCUCAGUUUUCAACUGGACCAUUAGCACGCAGGCUCCUGACACCUGGACCCCAGAGGAAGCAUGUCGUGCAGUGGGAUCAAGUCCUUCAUAGUCAGCCUGUCCCGGCGGAAGCCCCUGGAGCCCGAGGGAGAGGAGUCCACGUUUGUCCGAUGCCUGACCACGCUGGACCUGGUGGCCCUGGGGGUGGGCAGCACCCUGGGAGCCGGCGUCUACGUCCUCUCCGGUGAGGUGGCCAGAGCCACGGCCGGACCCAGCAUCAUCAUCUCCUUCCUCAUCGCCGCCGUGGCGUCCGUCUUCGCCGGGCUGUGCUACGCUGAGUUCGGAUCCAGGGUUCCCAAAACAGGCUCGGCCUACCUGUACAGCUACGUCACCGUCGGGGAGCUCCUGGCCUUCAUCACCGGAUGGAAUCUGCUGCUCUCCUACGUCAUAGGGACCUCAAGCGUUGCUCGGGCAUGGAGUGGCACCUUUGAUGAACUCGUAGGAGGGGUCAUGGCAGACUUUUUUGGAAAACACACCUCCAUGAACGCACCUGGCCUGGCCCCUUACCCAGACUUCUUUGCUGCUGGUCUUAUUUUGCUAUUGGCAGGCCUUCUGGCGUUUGGGGUGAAGGAGUCAACAACGAUUAACAAGGUCUUCACAGCCGUCAACAUUGUGGUGCUGCUGUUCGUGGUGGUCGCCGGCUGCAUUAAGGGAGAUAUCGCCAACUGGCACAUCACCAUCGAUACCCUGCUGAACAGAUCGGACAUAUCCUCAAACCUUACCCCCACAGCCAACCUUACAACAAGUGAUUUCGGAACUGGGGGUUUCUUCCCUUAUGGUUUUGAAGGAACACUGGCCGGAGCUGCUACUUGUUUCUACGCUUUUGUUGGAUUUGAUUGUAUCGCAACCACAAGUGAGGAGGUGAAAAACCCUCAGAAGUCCAUCCCCAUCGGCAUCGUGGCUUCACUGCUGAUCUGCUUCCUGGCUUACUUUGCCGUGUCGGCUUCGCUCACGCUCAUGAUGCCCUACUACCUGCUCGAUCUCCAAAGUCCGCUACCGGUGGCUUUUGAGUACAUUGGCUGGGCUCCUGCCAAAUACGUAGUGGCGGUUGGUUCACUCUGUGCCCUGUCUACAAGUCUGCUGGGAUCCAUGUUCCCAAUGCCCCGGGUGCUCUUCGCAAUGGCCCGAGAUGGCCUGCUCUUCAAAUCCCUGAGCAAGGUCAGCAGCAGGGGGAGUCCCGUUGUGGCUACACUGUCUUCUGGAGUUGUGGCAGCCUUCAUGGCGCUGCUGUUUGACCUGAAGGCCCUGGUGGAUAUGAUGUCCAUUGGAACCCUUUUUGCGUACACCCUCGUGGCUAUAUGCAUUCUAAUACUCAGAUACCAGGAAGACGAGUCGGAUGCCUCAGAAGAAAUAAUGGUCGAAACAUCGACCAAAUGUGGAUGCAUAAAGACUCCCUCCUAUCCCAACUCCAAAACCUCAAACAGAGUUACCAUGUUAACAGUGUUUUCCAUUGUGUGUGUGAUUGGGCUCUGUGUGAUCCUUGCCCAAGCCAUGUACGCUCUGCAGGAGCAACAUGCGUGGAGUCUGGUGUGUGUCUCCAUACUGGUCGCUGCGCUGGUGGUCACAGUGGUGGUCAUCUGGACACAACCACAGAACCCUAAGAGGGCCUCUUUCAUGGUGCCGUUUAUUCCGGUCCUGCCUGUUUUGAGUCUGUUCAUCAACGUCUACCUGAUGGUGCAGCUUGGACCAGACACCUGGCUCCGAUAUGGUGCCUGGAUGUUAGUGGGGUUCAUCAUCUAUUUUGGCUAUGGAGUCCGACACAGUGUUCAGAAGAGGCGUGAACAGUCCAACACAGAAGAAAAAACAUUCCCAUCCGUAAGCAGAGAAAUAGACAGAGAAGACAGAGAAGGCAGAGAAGAUAUGCCCCCGGAAACUAAGUUCUGAGCCAGGCUGUAGGGUAUGAUAUUUGUUACCGCGUGUGUCUACUGUUGAGACUGUUGUCAGUCAGUAGGAUUAUACUGUAUUGUAUGCCCACAGACUUAGGGUCCCAUGCGUUUGAAUGUGUGACUGUAUUACAUGGUAAUAUAGUUUGUGCCUGUACAUACUGUACAUAUUUUAACGUGGCCUUCCUGUGGUAUAAGCAAUAGAAAGCCAUUUGACUGGAACAUUUUAACUGUGUAAAAUAAGAUUUAAAGUGAAGAAAUUUCAUGUGAAGUUGUGUACAGAGAAUGGGAUUUUUUUUAACGAGAAAACAUAAAACUGUACAAUAUAAAAUAUUGCUUGAGUGUUUAUAAAGGCCAAUUUAAAUAAUAACAAUAAAUGUUUACAUUCUACUUUUCAAGAUGUAAUUUAGAGCACAACUUCAGAAGAUGUGUAUUUGUUUAUUUAUGUUUGCAAAGAUAGA